UGCUGCGAGUCAGAGCCGUGAGCCACGAUUCUCCACUAACGGAGACAGAACCGAGUGAACGAGAAGAACCGGACCGUCCGCGCUCUCAGCGGCUCCUCCGCCCCCCCCCGCCCCGCGCGCACUGCGUCUCCAGCGGCAUGAGGCUCGAGUUUGCACCGCUCAAUGUCCCGCUGCGGAGGAGGCUCCAGACCACAGCCGUCCUGCAGUGGGUCUUCUCCUUCAUAGGACUGGCUCAGUUCUGUCUGGCGGGGUUUGUGCUGUUGCUGCUCUCUGAUUGGUGGAUCUUGGCGGUUCUUUAUGCUGGUUGGCUGUGGCUGGACUGGGACACGCCCGUCAGUGGGGGGCGCCGUUGGGAGUGGCUGCGGCGAGGCUACGUGUGGGUCCUCUUCAGGGACUACUUCCCCCUCAAGUUGGUGAAAACUCUGGAUCUGGACCCGAAAAAGAACUACAUCUUUGGAUUUCACCCCCACGGCGUGCUCGUGGCCGGAGGGUUUGGGAACUUCUGCACCGAGGCGACGGGAUUCUCUGAGCUGUUCCCUGGACUCACUCCUCAUCUGCUCAUGCUGCCCUUCUGGUUCAGAGUCCCACUGUUCAGGGACUACAUCAUGUGUGGAGGCCUCGUGUCCAGCUGUAAGUCCAGUCUGUCGUACCUGCUGAGCCGCUCGGGGGGAGGGAACGUGGCGGUGAUCGCGGUGGGCGGAGCUUCAGAGGCUCUGGAGGCUCGACCCGGAGCUCUCACUCUGCAGGUGAAGAACAGAAAAGGAUUUAUUAAAAUGGCUCUGAAACACGGAGCUCACCUGGUUCCAGUUUUCUCGUUCGGUGAAAAUGAACUUUAUGACCAAAUGGAAAACCCCAGUGGCUCCACCUUGAGGCGAGUCCAGAACCGACUGCAAAGCAUCAUGGGAUUGGCCCUGCCGCUGUUCCACGCCAGAGGAGUGUUUCAGUACAGCUUCGGCCUGAUGCCCUACAGGAAACCCAUCCACACCAUCGUUGGAGGUCCCAUCGUGGUCAAGCCAAAACCGAGUCCCACAAACGAAGACAUCGAGUCUCUGCACGAGCUGUACCUCCAGAACCUCACGGACCUGUUUGAAACACACAAAACAGAGUACGGCUACAGCAAAGACCAGCACCUGCAGUUCAGCUAGACCCGGGUCAGAACCAGGACUGAGCGGGUCUAAAACGGGUCUACAACAGGACUUAAACGGGACUAAACAGGGCUAAAUGUCCUACAUUAUGAUGAAAACCAGGUCCAGUAUUAACAAAGACGAUGUUUACUUAUGUUACAGAAGUGUCAUGUGACCUGUAAUCUGACUCCUGAUUGGUCGCACAAUGAUGCAGAAAAGGGCCAGUCCAAGUCCAUUGUACAAGGACUAAACCAGUAUCAGGACUAAACCAGGAUCAGGACUAAACCAGGAUCAGGACUAAACCAGGAUCAGGACUAAGUAUAAAUAAGGAAUCAAGCAGGAAUAAAACAUUAGGAAAGGACUAAACCAGGACUAAACUAGGACUAAACCAGGACUGAACCAGGCCUGUCCAUCAUAGUCCUGAACCUGGUUUAGUCCUAAAUCUAAAUUAGGAACCAAAUAGGAAUAAAACUUGAAAUAAUAAUUUUAAUAAUGACCUAACCACAUUAGGAAAGGACUGAACCAGGACUGAACCAGGUUUAAAUCAGGUCUAGAGCAAAUUCAAACGAGGUUGGAUUGAACGAGGUAUAAACAACCUCCAAACCGGGACUAAACCAGGACUAAACCAGGACCUAAACCAGGACUAAACCAGGACUAAACCAGGACUAAACCAGGACUAAACCAGGACUAAACCAGGACUAAACCAGGACUAAACCAGGACUACACCAGGUCCGGAUCAGGGAUUUUCUACACCUUUGCCAAAGCUGUGCAUGUUUACUCAAAUGCUGCUGCUUCUGUAUUUCAUAAGACUUGUGUAAAAAUGAGGCUGGAGCGCAUGAAUAUGUCAGAUUAAAAUAAAACACAUAGGACGCUCCUCUGUGUUUGUGUUUGAAUCAAUAAAACACACGGAAAUGGAUC
Periophthalmus magnuspinnatus is the source of this 2042-nucleotide messenger RNA. RefSeq names its product monoacylglycerol O-acyltransferase 3a (gene mogat3a). Gene Ontology annotation, biological process: triglyceride biosynthetic process. The record is from RefSeq and is a predicted model, not a curated record. The transcript has 9 exons. Gene Ontology annotation, molecular function: diacylglycerol O-acyltransferase activity. NCBI's taxonomy places the organism in Eukaryota, Metazoa, Chordata, Actinopteri, Gobiiformes, Gobiidae. The coding region runs from base 138 to 1145 and encodes 335 amino acids. Gene Ontology annotation, cellular component: endoplasmic reticulum membrane.